CUAGCCACGCCCAACAUCAUCGCCAUUUUUAAGGACAAACAAAAUAAUUUUGUUUUUUUGUGAUCAUCGUUUUUGUUUCUCUUAUUUCUUUUCAUCCUCAAAUUAAUCUUAUUCAAACCGUCAUUAUCCCCUAGAUAUUCAAUUAUUAUUAUGUCCACUUCAAGUGGCUCCAGUCAAGGUGGUAUUCCCGGUGCAACAACAGUAACAUCUUUAGCCCCUGGAACAAGUGUUGAUUCAACGGGCUCAAAUCCGGGUUUACUAGGAAUUACAUCAGUAACCGGAGCAACGCCAGGUCCUAGUGCUGGUUCUUCGGGUCACCAUGCAUCAACUGUCGGAGCAACUUUACAAGCACCAACAACAGCAGCAUUUAAAGAUAAGAUUGAUCCUUUCAUGAAAGGCUCAUUGAAACGAAAACAGAAAAAAUCUCAAGGCUCAUCACGGUACAGGCUGACAAGUGAUGUUGAAUUGCAGCAAUUACCAUCACUAGAAGAUGUACCAUCAUCUGAGGUUGAAGCGCUUUUCAUCAAAAAAGUGAGACAGUGCUGCGUUAUUUUUGACUUUAUGGACCCCGUUGCAGAUCUUAAAGGAAAAGAGAUUAAACGAGCUACGCUAAAUGAACUUGUUGAUUGUUUAAGUAGAGGUCGUUAUGUGGUUACAGAGGCUGUCUACCCUGAAAUUAUUAGAAUGAUUGCAUGCAACUUAUUCCGGACAUUACCGCCUAGUGAAAAUCCCGAUUUUGAUCCUGAGGAAGAUGAUCCAACGUUAGAGGCUUCUUGGCCACAUCUUCAGUUGGUUUAUGAAUUCUUUUUAAGAUUUUUAGAGUCACACGAUUUCCAGCCAAGCAUUGGCAAGAAAGUUAUCGAUCAAAAAUUUGUGUUACAGCUCUUGGAGCUGUUUGACAGUGAAGAUCCAAGAGAAAGAGACUUUUUGAAAACAGUUUUACACCGGAUAUACGGAAAAUUUUUAGGCCUUCGAGCCUUUAUUAGGAAACAAAUUAAUAACAUUUUCUUGCGGUUUAUUUAUGAAACCGAACACUUCAAUGGCAUAGGAGAAUUACUUGAAAUAUUAGGAAGUAUAAUUAAUGGUUUUGCUCUCCCAUUGAAGUUAGAACAUAAGCAAUUUUUGGUCAAAGUCUUGAUACCUUUACAUAAGCCCAAAUGUUUGGGUUUGUAUCAUCCUCAACUUGCUUACUGUGUUGUACAAUUCCUAGAGAAGGACGCAACUUUAACUGAAUCCGUGAUCAUGGGCCUGCUUAAAUAUUGGCCUAAAACAUGCAGCCAAAAAGAAGUUAUGUUUCUUGGAGAGAUUGAGGAAAUUCUUGAUGUAAUUGAACCUACUCAAUUCGACAAGAUCCAAGAACCGUUAUUUAAGCAGAUUGCCAAAUGUGUAUCAAGUCCACAUUUUCAGGUUGCGGAGCGGGCUCUCUACUUUUGGCAUAACGAAUACAUAUUAAGUCUAAUCGAGGAGAAUUCAAAUACAAUAAUGCCAAUCAUGUUUCCAGCAUUAUAUAAAAUAUCUAAGGAACAUUGGAACCAGACGAUCAUUGCACUUGUUUACAAUGUUUUGAAGACAUUUAUGGAAGUAAACUCUAAGUUAUUUGACGAAUUGACUGGAAGUUAUAGACAAGAAAGACAAAAAGAGAAGAGGAAAGAAAAAGAAAGAGACGAGUUAUGGAGGAAAUUAUCGGAAUUGGAAUUAGAUCAUAAGAGUGGACAAUUAGGAGACGGAAGACUUUAACCUCAUUAUUAUAAAUAUAUUGUAUGAAAGAAAAAAGAUGAUAGCUCACACUGGUGAUACCACUGGGCGAAUUGAGCUUGGCACAGUUUAUACCAUUCGAGACAAUACCAACAAGCGUCCAAUAACCUUUAAUGUUGAUCAUCAAGGGACCGCCGGAGUCACUUUCUCAUGCAUCCUACACACCAUCCCGGUAACCAUCACACAAAGUCGAUUGAGGAAUAACUAUUUUGUUGUAUCCAGCUUUCGAAUACGAUUCUUGCAAACACCAUGCUUAAUGAUUGGAACUGUCGUUGAUUGCAAUUUAGCGGGCAAUUUCCUAGUGUUUGGUUCUGUUUUAAGUGUGGAAGAAAAAAAACAAAUGUUGAUUUGAGCAGAAAGCCCACAGAGAGAAAGAUAAUGAUAAAGAUGAUAUAAAUAUAUAAAUAUAAAUAUAUAUAUAUAUAUAUAUAUAUAAAUACAAAAGCAAAAUACAAAAAAAAAUCAAAAAAUUUUAAGUUAGGGUUGCAUGUCCCAAUCAAAAUGAUUCAAACUACUCCACAUUGAGAAAGAAAAACUUAAAUUAACUAAAUUUAAUUGGUAACAUCAAACAUAAAAUCAAACUCAAAUCAAUUUUAAAAAAGUGUAUAAAUUAACUUACGUAGUUUAUCAAAACAGUUA
Tetranychus urticae (two-spotted spider mite) is the source of this 2394-nucleotide messenger RNA. Its product is annotated as serine/threonine-protein phosphatase 2A 56 kDa regulatory subunit epsilon isoform. The record is from RefSeq and is a predicted model, not a curated record. Gene Ontology annotation, biological process: signal transduction; protein dephosphorylation. NCBI's taxonomy places the organism in Eukaryota, Metazoa, Arthropoda, Arachnida, Trombidiformes, Tetranychidae. Gene Ontology annotation, cellular component: cytosol; protein phosphatase type 2A complex; nucleus. Gene Ontology annotation, molecular function: protein phosphatase activator activity.